AUGUUCAAAACAGAAUAUGAAAUAUCUUCUUCCUCUCUAAGUUCACGUCGAAGUUCCUUAGCUUCUGUCCUAAGCAGCUCAUCAGUUUCAACUUUUGCUCAAAAUACUUGUCAAAGCACUUCCUUAUCUAAUCCAAAUGCAGAUGAGUUUGCGCUUCAGGAGUGCAUUAAAAUUAUCAAAUCUAAUGUGGAAGACGUUGUAACUAACAAAGCCAAUAAAAAUGAGAAAAAAUGGUGGAUCGACGGAAAUUACAAAUUUAUUGACGAAAAAAGACUCCCACUGAUCCUUGUGGAAGAUGUAAGCUAUAAAGAGUUUGAAAAAAAAUGCGAACGGGCGAAUGCAUCAAGGUUCUGGGAAUAUCGGAGUGGAACUGUAAUAAUAAUCGAGUUACCGAAACGUGAUCAUGAGGUUACUCAUGGUGAAUUUGUUAGACAAUUUUUAAAUGCUUUUUCUAAUUUGCAAUAUCAAGACCGAGUUAGAUGUACCGGAGCAAUUACUUGUUCUGCUACUCCGGAACAUAUAGCCAGAGGAUCUAAACAGGCGGAUGCUUCAUUUGUACCAAGACUUCUCCCUAUUCCAUCUCAAAAUCCGUGUGAUUCUGAGGGUACUCCUUGGCCAACCGUCAUUGUUGAGGUGGCUGAUUCACAAAGUCUUGCAAGUAUUAUCCAAAAGACCACCCAAUUCUGGUUGGCUCCAGAUCGUUGUGAAGAUGUUAUUAUAUUAAAAUUAUGGAAAUGGAAUAGAACUUACCAUAAUGGAAUCCCAAGGCGCCGUUUAACAGUUCGAACAAGUCCUCAAAAUGGAGAUGUGAAUUACCUACCGGUUCAAAUAAUUGAAUUCGGAACUAUUGAUGGAGAAAAUCGACUAUAUAAUCGAUGCUCUGCUCCAGGAAUGUGUACUUUAAGAAUUUCACCACAUUGUAUUUACAGAGGAUGUCCUCAUCAAAAUCCACCGCUUCCACAAUAUCCGUUUGAAAAUGAUGUUAUUAUCGACUUAUUUCUUAUACAGCAGGAAAUUAUUAAUUAG
Molecule: messenger RNA, 1026 nt
Organism: Funneliformis caledonium
Lineage: Eukaryota; Fungi; Glomeromycota; Glomeromycetes; Glomerales; Glomeraceae
Source: the annotation of a GenBank genome assembly